AUGGCGUACCAGCAACCUGACCAGAACUUUUUGUGGCAAGUAUUUCAAAGUGUGGACAGAGACAGAAGUGGAACAAUAACAGCAGUAGAACUAGGCCAGGCCCUAUCAAAUGGCACAUGGACACCAUUCAACCCAGAAACAGUGAGGCUCAUGAUAGGAAUGUUUGACCGCAACAACAAUGGUACUAUAGACUUUCAAGAAUUUGCUGGCCUCUGGAAGUACGUGACAGACUGGCAGCAGUGCUUCAAGGGAUUCGAUCGAGACAACUCUGGCUCCAUAGAUCAAGCAGAACUCAAACAAGCUCUCACAACUUUUGGGUACAGGUUUUCAGAUCAGUUCAUCUCCCUGCUAGUAAGAAAGUUUGACAGGCAAGGAAGAAACACAAUUGCAUUUGAUGAUUUCAUCCAGUGCUGCGUUGUCCUUCAGACCCUUACCUCAUCAUUCCGCCAGUUUGACACGGACAUGGAUGGCUGGAUCACCAUUGGAUACGAACAAUUUCUUAAUCUCGUGUUCAGUUUAAAAGCUUGAUUCAUUGAUAUUUUUUUAAACAAUAUAUUUCUUCAUAUAUGUAAAGAUUUUUUAUAAUUUAAAAACGCCGAUUUGCAUACGUAUGUGAGAGAUUAUACAUGUUUCGUUUGAAGUGCUCGAUCUAAACGUCAACCUGCUUAUAAACUUCGUGUCUGCCAGUUGCACCAGUGUUUGCCUGCGUUUACAAACCAGUGAACAUGGCACACCUUGAUUUUAUUUUUAAUUUCAUAAAUCAACUGUAUGCAAAUAAAGUGUGUGUGUUUCAUAUUUUUAUUUACGUUGAUUGAACUUUUUUUCAAUAUUUAAUAAACUUUCUAGAACUUUGUAUCUCAAAAAUAUCGAUCGAGAAAUAAUACUAGCCGAUAUUAAAACCCUUUUAAAUCGUUUAUAAGAAAAAAAUUAAUCUUUUUUCACGCAAUUGAACGUUUGAUGAGUACACUUGCUCAAGAUAACGUAAGCCUCAAUAAUGCAAAAAAGAGGAAUUACUAUCCAUAACAAAUUCAUAAAAAAGAAAUAAAACCAAAAAUAAACGGGGUGGUUGUAUGGUCCGUGCUUAAAAUCAUCCUUGUACUCCGUCAGGAAAUACAACGUAUCUCCGUAGAGUUGGCACAAGCUCAGAAUCAACUGGACUAUGUAUCCAGACGAUUCGUUCCUUAGAAAGAGGUACGCGGCAUAAAAGGCAAGGGGUCCGUCGACGAACGCCGUCACGCCCUCCAUGCAAACGAUGAAGCUAUCACCAGUGAUGUACCUGCUGUCCGAGAGGCUGUAUUCUUUCCACAUCUGACCAAAAAACGAUUCGUCGGAAGCUAUCGUUCGAAAUUUCAAGAAAUAAUAUCCCUCCAAGAACAGGUGUAUGAAACCGCACAGGCAAAACCAACAUAUUUUUAUUCUUGUUAUGAAAGAAUUGCUGAGGUAAUCCAGCUGACUUGAGUAUUUAAAUAAUAAAACGAGAACGAUCGAGAUCACUCCAAAAAAUGUUGAUAGGAGGCCGACAUUUGAAAUGCUGUUUUUAACGUAUCCAGCUAUGAUAACAUCUCGAGGAAAAUAUGUGUGCUCUUCACCAACGCUAUCCAUAACUGAUUAAACAUAACAAAAUUUUAGAAUCAGUUAUAUACAAAAAAAUUUCGACGUACGGUGGGCGCGA
This is a messenger RNA of Helobdella robusta, 1672 nucleotides long. RefSeq lists its product as hypothetical. Gene Ontology annotation, molecular function: calcium ion binding. NCBI's taxonomy places the organism in Eukaryota, Metazoa, Annelida, Clitellata, Rhynchobdellida, Glossiphoniidae. The record is from RefSeq and is a predicted model, not a curated record. The coding region runs from base 1 to 528 and encodes 175 amino acids. The transcript is spliced from 6 exons.